Gasterosteus aculeatus aculeatus (three-spined stickleback) is the source of this 2249-nucleotide messenger RNA. It is a transcript of the gene eva1aa, whose product is annotated as eva-1 homolog A, regulator of programmed cell death a. The record is from RefSeq and is a predicted model, not a curated record. Gene Ontology annotation, molecular function: carbohydrate binding. NCBI's taxonomy places the organism in Eukaryota, Metazoa, Chordata, Actinopteri, Perciformes, Gasterosteidae.
AGCGGCGGUGCUCCAGGUGGGCUGCCUUCAGGAACACGCAGUCAGAAGCGCACUCCGGGAGCGGGCCACUGCUCGACGCGCACAGGGGGGAGGAUGAGGGAGGACUAGAGAGAGACCCGGGAGCGCACAUCUCCCGCACGCGACGCGCCACCUGGAGAAAGAACAACAACAACAAACAACAAAAAUAAAAAAUAAAAAACCAAAUGUGGCUGCGGGACUUUCUGGCGCUACGGAGAAACUCGCGCGCACGUUGAGGCUUCAAGGAUGUUCCUCUCAGAUGGGACUCUCUCAGCCGUCACUUCUGCGCUCCUGCUGGGAAUAACGUGCCUGGGCGUCCUCGGCGAUCUCACCAAGGGCUCUGCAGACUUUUCAGGUUACCUGUCCAAAGUGUUGAGGAACUACAGCGAGCAGGCGUGUGACGGCGACUUCCUGUCUGUUCGCUGCCCGCCCCGCACCACCAUCACCGUCCAAUCGGCUUUCUACGGGAGGAGAGGCGCCUCCGACCUCCCGCAGUGCCCGCCGACCUACCAGGCCCUCCUGAGUUCUUACACCGCCUGGGAGGAUGAGCGAUACUGUUCUGUGUCCACCGCACUGCAGAAAAUGCUGGACGAAUGCCAGGACAGAAGGAGCUGUCAAGUCCUUGUCAACAGCCGCGUGGUCGGGACGGACCAGUGUCCCGGCAGCAGUAAAUACCUCAUUGUGUGGUACAAAUGUCGACCUAACGAGUAUAAGAGCAAGGUGGUGUGUGAGGAGGAGCGCAUGAGGCUGAGCUGCAAACCGGGUAUGCAGAUCGCCGUUUACUCCGCCAUGUUCGGCCGAACUCAACAGGGCACCCUGGAGUGUCCCCCGCACCACAGGAGGGCCCCGUCAGUAGACUGCCAGUCGUCGGUGGCUCUGCAGGUUCUGACCGCCCGCUGUCAGGGAAAGAAAAGCUGUCUGGUCCGAGCCUCCACCAGAGACUUUGGAGAUCCGUGUUACCCCGGCACCAGGAAGUACCUCAAUGUCAUCUACACCUGUGUCCCAAAGAAGUUGCUCCAGGAGCCGGGGCCCCGGCCGCCGGUGUACCCGCGUCCGCCCAGCGCCCGUGACCCCAACGUAGUGGGAGACAGCCCCCCGGAGGGCAGCUCAGUCAGAGGCCCCGACGCCGUGCCAGGUGAGCAAAAUAGAAAGAAGAUCAGGGAGACUAACCCCGACGAGGAGAGGUUUGCAGAAGCUGGACGUGGAGGAGGAGGAGGAGGAGGAGGAGGAGGAAGUGGAGGAAAAAGUCCACCGCCGCCCCCGGGCAUGAAUCCCGUCAUCAACUCCACCUCCAGCGCCAACAUGGCCCUCAUCAGCAACGCGCUGGCAGCCUACAACUACAUAUCAGGCCACCCGGAGCGGGCCGCGCUCUUCUUCGUCUGCGGCGUGUGCCUGGGCCUCUUCCUCACCCUCUUCGCCCUGGUGGUCCAGAUCUCCUGCCGCACCGACUGCCAGCCCCGCCAGCGGCCCCCCGCCAAGAAGCGGGCGCGCCCGGCCGAAUCGUCCUCCGACUCCAGCGACUCGGACUCGGACUGGGAGACCACCUCGGACCUGUCGGCGCGCCGCCACCGGCGGUUCGAGCGCACGCUCAACAUGAACGUGUUCACGUCGGCGGAGGAGCUGGAGAGGGCGCAGCGGCUGGAGGAGCGGGAGCGGAUCAUCCGAGAGAUCUGGAUGAACGGGCAACCCGACAUCCCCGGGACGAGGAGCCUCAACAGGUACUACUGAGGACCGCCGAUUGGGGAUUUCAGAGAAAGCCUACUUGACCCGAGCAACUUUUAGGACGGGGGAAAGGCGACGCGGCCCUCACGCAGCUUCACGAGCAAGCGCGCAGGCCACAGACUCGACCUGAUGAGAAAGGUCGGAGGUGUCGCCGACUCGGGGGCGGUGGGGGGUGGAGCUGCGUCCCCCAUUCAGUAAGAGAAAGGAGCUCCCCGGUCCAGCACGAUGCGUGCAACCCGUCCGCCCCAGGAAGACCGGAGGUGAUGGGCCUGCGGCGCCUCGGCCCUGACCUCAGCGGCCCCUUUUGAAGUGUGGAUUUUAUGGGUUGGCUGCCUUACGCACGCACCACACACACACACAUGCGCGCACGCACACACACACACACACACACACACAGGCCUGUAGAAACGACACAACGGCGAAGGGCCGAGGUCCCGGAGCGGUCUGUUUCUUCAGAAGACCGUGACACUCGGAGCUUCCUCCAGUAUUUAAGUGUGGACUUUACAGAG